Molecule: messenger RNA, 2978 nt
Organism: Labrus bergylta (ballan wrasse)
Lineage: Eukaryota; Metazoa; Chordata; Actinopteri; Labriformes; Labridae
Source: RefSeq, a predicted model, not a curated record
GUUUAUAAGUCUAUACACAAACUGUCCUCAGAGGAAAAUGUGCUCCCUGUAACACAGUUUGAAGAUAAAAUGCUACACCAGAUGUUAUGGUGGGGGUCUGCAACAGUGAAAUCCUAACUCUCUUGGUAGCUUUUAAGCUCCAAACAGUGUUCUAGUGAACCAUUGUUUCCUUUGAGUAAAGUUUAGGUGUUUAGUUCAGAAAAUAUAGCAUAGAAUUGUUUCAUUUCUCUAACUUUUCAAUUUUCACGACCACAUCUACAUAGUGCACCUUUAAUAACACACUGUUAUUACAAUUACAACGAGGAUGCAUGUUGUUACACAUUUGAAAGAAUACUUCUUACGAACAGAGUCAGAAUCGAUUUUUAAUGCCAAGUACAUUCACACAUUCGAGGAGGAAUUUGACUUGGUGUUUUGGUGCAAAACAAUUAGUAAACAAUAGAGCAAAAAUAGUGAAAAAAAAGCUAUAAAACAGCAGUGCUCCUGCUGUCAGAGAAGUUGAAGACAAUAUGACAAAAAUCUAAAAAUGUAUAUGAUAGAAUAUAAAGAACAAAAAAAAAAAAGGUGCAAUGUAGGAGUUGUACAGUUGUGCAUGAUUUACAAUGCAAAUGACUUCCAGGAUAAAUUUCCACACAUAUAUGUGCAAUAUAAAUCGAAAAUACUGAAGUCCAGUGUGCGUUAAUGUAACGCAUAGAAUCUGUCUUCGUCAUCACAUAAUCGUAAAAUAGAUUAAGAUGAUGACGUGUUCCACUAUAAAGCAGUUACUACAUCAUGACUUGAUUCACGGGUCAUACAACGCCUGCAUAGACACUCUGCCUAUCUGUAGAUUACAUCUAUUGAAGGUGCUCUUCACUUGUAGUUGGCUUCAUGUCCAUCGCAGUCACAGUGUUUUUGCAAAUCCUUUUUUUAGUGUUUGUAUAUCUUCAUUCCAUUCUUGUUUGCUUUGCCUGAUGUUGCGACAAACCUGGACUUAGAAUAAUCUAUUUAUGUGUUCAAAGAGAGGGAGAGAUCUCAGUUUUCAUUCUAAUCGGGUGUAAUAAACAGAGCGAAACAAUCAGAGAGCGUAACUUCUCAUGCAGUGGAUGAAAUGCAAAGAAUACAAACGUGUUUGUCAGCGCAUGUAUGUCUGUAAGUAUUGUGCUUUGUAAGUUUGCUUCACCCACUUCUCUACGCACCCCAUUGAAUGCCAGCAUACUCUUUCUUUUCCCGCUGUGUCCGGCUCCUCUUUCAUUUUUUUGAGCACCUUCCUUUCCACGCCUCUCUUUUAAAUUCUCCUUCCUCCCCCGUGCAUCUCUUUUUUUUUCCUCCCAGGUACCAGUCCAGCCAGCAGCACCCUGAGGCCCAGUAUGGGAUGCCCUAUCACAACAUGGGCUAUUACACAGAAGGUCCCAACGAUGAGCUUGUCAUGGCCGAGCUGUCUGUCCACCGAGAGCCGCAGAUUAUCUCUCACCAGGAACCUGUUUAUCAGAACUGCCACCCCCCGGCCUCAAAUCACUACCAGGAGUCAGCCUACCAGCAGAAUGUCAGGGACCAGCAGCACCAGCAGCAGCAGCAGUAUCCUUCACAGCAGCAUCCUGCACAGCUUCAACACCCUCAGCAUCAACAAACAGCCCAGCAGCAGGCACCAAAUGUUCAGCACCAACCUCAGCCUGCUGCUCCCUCUCAAGUUGUGACGCCUGUGAAAAAGAAGAGAGGCCGGCCUCCGAAGCACCAGUCGGAGGACGGAAAAAUCAAGGAGGAGGACGAUGAGGUCGAAGCCGCCAAAAAAGCCAAGAGGGCCCUCAACCGCUUUAACGGCAUGUCUGUGGCUGAGGUUAUGGCCAAGACGCUGCCGGACGUCAUUACCUACAAUCUGGACAUUCUGAUAAUCGGAAUUAACCCAGGACUAUUGUCAGCCUACAAAGGACACCAUUACCCAAACCCAGGAAACCAUUUCUGGAAAUGUCUGUUUCUCUCUGGUUUCACUGACGUGCAGCUGAACUACAUGCACGACCAGAACCUACCGGAGAACUACAGCAUCGGCUUCACCAACAUGGUGGAGAGGACCACACCUGGCAGCAAGGACCUCUCUAGUAAGGAGAUUCGCGAAGGAGGAAAACAAUUACUGGAAAAGCUGCAGAAAUACAAGCCAUUAAUAGCAGCAUUUAAUGGAAAAGGUAUUUAUGAAAUCUUCUGCAAGGAAACAUUCGGUGUGAAGGCAAAGAAUCUUGAGUUUGGUCUGCAGCCCUACAAAAUCCCAGAAACGGAGACAGUGUGCUACUUGAUGCCGUCUUCGAGUCCCCGUUGCGCACAGUUUCCUCGUGCACAGGAUAAAGUCCAUUUCUACAUCAAGCUGAAGGAGCUGCGAGACCAAAUGAAGGGCAUCGCUCCGAGCAUUGAGGUUAAAGAGACGCAGUACUCGUUCGAUCUGCAGCUGGCAAAAGAGGAUGCCAAGAGGAUGGCAAUCAAAGAGGAGCAGGUGGAUCCAGAGUAUGAGAGCUGUGGUCGGCUGAACAACGAUUCAAGUCAAAGCAGCAGCUCCAUCAACUAGAAGAGUCGGAGGAGAUGGGAAACAACAGGCCUGUCUGCUGAAAAGACAGAUAUGGAUGUAGCGGAUGCCAUGACAUAAAACCCCUGCAGCUGGACAUGUUGGCUCCACAGAUAUCAGCUGUACUCGUAGCAUGAUGCAUCAACGAUGGUAGGCCCUCUGCUGACAACACAGAAAAAAAGAAGAGGAAAUAAAUAAGACAUCACAAUGUGACGCACAAGGGAGAAAGUCCCCACAUCGGUUACAUUUUCUAACUCUCAAACAGACUGUGCAUGUUUUUGGUGUUAUUUUCUAUCACUAUUUAUUGCAUUUUGUACUGUAUGUGUGUCCAGUGACUUAUUUUUGUAUUUUUCAAAGAAUAACAUUUUAUGAUUUAUCAGCUGUAAAAAUGUAAUUUUACUCUGGAAUUUCUAAUUUGUAAUUACAGAGUCAUUAAAUCUCUUCUCAAACAGGA